Mytilus trossulus (common blue mussel) is the source of this 1472-nucleotide messenger RNA. RefSeq names its product histidine-rich glycoprotein-like. The transcript has 9 exons. The record is from RefSeq and is a predicted model, not a curated record. The annotation marks the transcript as partial. NCBI's taxonomy places the organism in Eukaryota, Metazoa, Mollusca, Bivalvia, Mytilida, Mytilidae.
ACCGGAUUUGGAGGUCAUCAUCAUGCACAUCAUCAUAGACACGUUGUUAGACAUACUAGGGUACACCACCGACUUAUCGGACUGGCAUACCACAAGAGAUACCAUGGAUUUAAAAUCACGCAUGGAAGAUUUGCUUACAAAGGAUUAGGAUAUAAAUUGACUUGUGGUAAGUCACGUUUUUACCGGCUAUGGAGAAGUUGUUAUAGUAGAUACCACAGUAGAGGUAGAUGCUUCGGGAGAUUCAGAAAACAACACCUGUUUGCAGUUUACAAAGGCCAUGGCCACGUAGUUAGUCACAGACAUGGAUUAGGCCAUGGUCACGUAGUUAUUCACGGACAUGUUCACUAUAUUCGACACAGACAUGGUCACGGAUAUAGUCAUGGACAUGGUCACGGUUAUAGUCACGGACAUGGUCAUGUUUAUAGUCACGGACAUGGUCAUGGUCAUAGACACGGACAUAUACAUAGAACUUCUUAUUAUAGUUAUUACAAAAAAAAUCACGGAUUUAGAAUCCAUCAUCACUGGUUCUCCUACGGAGGCAGAGUCAAUAGGUUGACAUGUCAUAGAAAUCGAUUCUACAGUCUAUGGAAUAAUUGUUACACUCAUCACCACAGUAGAAGUUAUUGUUUUGGACAUUUGAGGAAACAACAUCUAUUCGUAUCUUAUCAUGGAGAUGGUCAUGGACACAUAUAUCAUGAUCACAAAAUGCCACACCAUAAGCGUCACCAGUACCGCCAUAAUUUAUUGCUCCACAAGAAGAUUGCCAAUCACCAUGUAAAUCGCAUUCACAAUGUAGCUAACAACCAUGUUUCAAAAAUAGCACACAUAUCUUACAAACAUGUGCAAAACAUUGGCUUCCAGGCGAACAAACAUGUGAGCAGAAUUGAAAACGAGGCUGGCCGACAUAUUGAUAGAUUCAGAAAACUCGUAAAAUUCCACAUGAACAGACUCCACAAUCACGCAAAGGAUCAUUUAUCUGCUGUUGAACAUCAACAUGAAAGACAUUUAAGCGAACGUCAGUAUCAAAAUACACAACAUCUUUCAAACGAGGAGCACCUCCAUAACAAACAUGAACAUCAUAUAAGUAAACUUCAUAGCAUACUUGGUCAUGGUUAUGGUGAUGGACACGUGGUUAGCUACCUUGAUUAUUACAACAAAUAUCAUGGAUUCCCAAUAGCUGACAACAGAUUUACAUAUGACGGAAUAGCUUACAAACUAAAAUGUGAAAGUAGCCGUUUUUACAGUCUUUGGAGUAAUUGUUGGUCUCAGUAUCACAGUAGAAGAGUAUGUUUUGGAAAUCUGAGGAAGCAAAAUCUCUUCAUCGACUAUCCUGGAGACUACGCUGAUGAAUAUUCUCCUACAAAGAUUGAAGUCAAGACAGGAGGCGAUUUCGAUUACAAAAAGUAGACGAUUACAUCUUGAAGGAUACACCGAAUACUGAGUAUGUGAUUACUAGUAAUAAAUGCAUUUGA